AUGGCGUUGGUGGUGCCUCUGAAAGAGAAGAGGCUCAUGGAGGUUAAACUUGGAAAGCUGACAAGCUGGAUAUUGAUGCGGAAUUUCACUCCCAGUGGCAUUGUGGGAGCCUUUCAGAGAGGUUAUGACCGGUAUUACAACAAGUACAUCAAUGUGAGGAAAGGCAGCAUUGUGGGGAUUAACGUGGUGCUGGCAGCCUACGUGGUUUUCAACUACUGCAUUUCUUACAAGGAACUCAAACAAGAGCGGUGA
Molecule: messenger RNA, 252 nt
Organism: Cricetulus griseus (Chinese hamster)
Lineage: Eukaryota; Metazoa; Chordata; Mammalia; Rodentia; Cricetidae
Source: RefSeq, a predicted model, not a curated record